AUGUCCAAGUCGGGAAAAGAUGCGGUCGUAGCCUCGCACAAAGCAUCUACCACAUCCAACGUGACGUUGUCUGUCUAUGAAAGCCUUAAGGAGCUCAUAGCAGCUUCGAGCAGGAGAGGUGAGGACAUUGCAGCCGUGGCGAUCGGAACUACGCAUUUUCUUAACGCUAUUAUCGAGCGAGACUCGUCCCGCGUGGAGAAGGUAGCUGUGUUGAGGCUAGCUUCUCACGGCUUCUCAACGGGCACACCCCCUUUCACGGACUGGCCCAAGCCUCUGAAGAGAAUCAUUCACGGGCACUCUGCCAUCAUACCAGGCGGAUGCAACAUCAACGCCACUCUUAUCGCACCGAUUGACGAGGCUGCAGUCCGUGAACAGGCCGAGAUCAUCAAAUCGAAGGGGCUUAAGAAUGUUGUGAUUGUUGGCAUCGGCUCUACGACGGACGUUCAUCACCACCAAGAAGAAGCAGUGCAUGACGUUCUCCGGCAAGAGCUUGGGUACAACGUCAACAUUGUUCUCUCACGCAAUAUUGCUGGAGCUGGCUUGCUGACCCGCGAAAAUGCGGCUAUUCUCAAUGCAUCGAUUUUGAGCUUUGCGCAACGGACUAUCCGCGCCUUCAUUGGCGCGAUGCGUCGUAUCGGUCUGCAAUGUCCGCUUUACCUGACGUCGAAUGCAGGCCACCUCCUCCCCUUCUCGGAAGCUAUGCAGACUCCCAUCAGAAUUUUCUCCUCCGGCCCGACCAACUCAAUACGAGGAGCUGCUUUCUUGACACACACGUCGAUAGAGCAGUCCGGAAGUAUCGUGGUCGAUAUCGGAGGCACGACAACCGAUGUGGGCUAUCUGAUGAAGAACGGUUACCCAAGGCUAUCCAAGUCAUUCACAGCAUUGGCAGGGGUCAAAGUGAACUUGGAGAUGCCCUCCGUUGAAAGCAUCGGAUUGGGCGGCGGUUCCAUUUUGCACGAAAGCGCAGAAGGCAAAGUCACCAUCGGCCCGGACAGCGUGGGACAUGAUCUUACUACCAGAGCUCUGUGCUUUGGCGGAGAUACAGCAACCACAACUGAUAUUGCAGUGGCGCUUGGCGCCCAACUCGGGACGUUCUUGGUCUCGCUCCCCACUGCCACAGUCAACAAGGCACAAGCUCGGAUGAAAAAGAUGAUUGAGUCGUGUAUCGACAGAGCCAAACUCUCGCCAGAUCCCUGCACUGUCAUACUAGUGGGAGGCGGCUCGAUCCUGUGCCCGAGAGAGCUCAGCGGUGUCGGUGAGCUGAUCCUGCCAGAGCAUGCUGGAGUAGCUAAUGCUAUCGGUGCUGCCAUUGCCAAGAUCCACGGAGCCGCAGAGAAGAUCAUCUCCGGCUCGGGCAUCAAGGCUGGCAUCGCUGAAGUUAAAGCGGAAGCCAUCAACAAUGCUGUGGCCAAGGGAGGUGAUGCCAGCUCAGUCACCAUCCUUCACGAAGAGGCGUCUGGGGUUCCAUAUACAGAUGGCCAGACACUGAUCAAGGUUGAGGUCGCCUGUCCGGCCGACCACGGUCGGGUCUUUGCCUCGAUGACACAGACUACUGCACCCGACGAGCUAAUAGACCACGAGAUGUUCAAAGAGGCCAAAGAACAUGAUAUUGCUUCUGAGGACCACUCUCCUGACGACGCGGAGAUCGACCUCGCUACCUACCGCCCCACCAUCGAUACAGACGGACAGUGGGUUCUCUCUGAGCCAGACCUGAGGUUCCUAGCCAUUGGUUGUUACAUCCUUGGCUGUGGCGGCGGUGGAUCACCCUACGUGCCGUAUCUCGAACUUAAGCAGAUGGUCUCGGAAGGAGAGACGAUCAAGAUUAUACGGCUGGAAGACGUCAAGGAUAAUGAUAUGCUCCCGACAGUUGCGAGCGUGGGCACACCGGCCGUCAGUAUCGAGCGCCCAGGCGGCAUGGGUGUUCUGCACGCAAUGAAGGCUAUGGAAAAGGAGAUGAAGGUCAAGUUCGAUGGCCUGACGGCGACUGAGAUUGGCGGGGGCAACGGUGUGGCGACGUUGAUCUGGGGCUCCUCUCGUCACUACAACAUCCCGACAGUUGACGGCGACUUCAUGGGGCGGGCCUAUCCCAAUUUCGAAAUGGUUUCGACGUACGUCAAGGCAAAGACUAUCAACGAGCUUCUCCCCGUGACCCUCUGCAGCGGCACAGGGGAUACCGUGAUCGUGCCCGCGAACCAGACGGACGAGGUCUCGGCGGGACGCUCGAUCCGUGAUGCCUGCGCGAGCAUGGGCUUUUCAGCUGGUGCCUCCGGCCCUCCUCUACCCGGCAGCCGCGUGAGAGAGGUCGGCAUUCCCAACACCUUCUCGCUAGCCUGGCGACUGGGCCGCGCCGUUGCAAUAGCACAGCAGCAACAGAUGGGUCCGGCAUCCAUCACCGAUGCCUUGAUCAGGGCCGCAGGAGGUCAAGAUAGUGCGGCCGUGGUGUUCCGCGGCAAGAUCCGCGCGGUCGAGACCAAGAUCACGGCAACGGCACACAGUCUCGGUAAGGUCAUUAUCGAGAAGCUGGAUGAUGGAGAGGAUGACGGCGGCAACGGUGUCGAUGGACUGGGUCGGGAAUUUGACGAGAUCGAGGUCCCUUUUAUGAACGAGAAUCUUUGUGUCGUCGGCAGGAAGAGGGCUGAUGGGUCGGAGAAGGGUUCCAAGGUCAUCGCGACUGUGCCCGAUCUGAUCGUCUUGAUCGAUACCUCCACUGGUGAGGCCAUCGGUGUGCAAGACUACAGGUAUGGCUUAAAGGCUACGGUCAUGAUCAUGGCGCCCCAUCCUCUCUGGACAACGCAGCGUGCGUUGAAGAUUGCCGGUCCGCAAGUCUUUGGACUGCCCUACGAAUACAAACCCGCGCUCCAAUACAGCAAGCCGGGUAGUGUCAUCGACGAGUAUCGGGCGCCGUCGCUGAUGAAGUCCAUCGGAUUAUAUUGA
Messenger RNA from Thyridium curvatum, 2934 nucleotides. RefSeq lists its product as uncharacterized. Gene Ontology annotation, biological process: glutathione metabolic process. Gene Ontology annotation, molecular function: 5-oxoprolinase (ATP-hydrolyzing) activity. The transcript has 3 exons. Lineage: Eukaryota; Fungi; Ascomycota; Sordariomycetes; Thyridiales; Thyridiaceae. Gene Ontology annotation, cellular component: cytosol. The record is from RefSeq and is a predicted model, not a curated record. The coding region runs from base 1 to 2934 and encodes 977 amino acids.